CUCAAAUGUGACAAAGGAGUUCAGUUCCCAAAUUUUUUAGUCAUUCAUAAAACAUAAUUUUUAAUAUUUAAGUCAAAUAACAUUCUUGGUACGAUCAAGUUGUAAAUUUUAAGCAUACGUUUGAAUUUUGUAUUUCAUGAUGACAAUGCACAAAAAGGCUGGUCCUUGCAAAGGGCUUAGGCGCAAGACAGGGAUGUCGGAUACUGCGAAAAAAUACAUUGCUGGUAUAAAGGGCAAAUGCAUUGGGAUAAUGGUGGAUGGUAAUGCCAGAGGCAACACCAAGUAUAAUUUGCAUAAGUUGGCGCAAAUGUGUGGUCGAAAGCUUAGACCUGUAGCGAAUCCAACGACAAAGCCAAAAUCCAUAUCUUUCAAAGCAAAACCCUGCGCUAAAGGAAUGACCAACGGCGUAAGUCGUAAACGCAAGGUUAGAAAACAAAAACUCUCAAAACAUAGACAGCAAGCACCCAACUCUUAUAUCAAAUUCUUGCGAGAGUAUAAAACGCGAAAUGGAAUGAUUCCUGAGCAGGAGCUCGUAAAGAGGGCCGCGCUCGCCUGGUGCCUCAUGUCCGAGAAGAUGAAGCGAAAAUAUCGUGCACAGGCCAGGCAGAAGAAAACUUAGAAAGUCACAAAAUUUAUGAUGCUUCGAUCACAAGCAAACAAUCGACGAACUGCGAAAGUCACGAAAUGGAUAACGCUACGAUCAUAAGCAAACUGUAAAUAUACCUUAUUUAAAAUAAUUUAAUCGGUUACUUG
This is a messenger RNA of Drosophila hydei, 753 nucleotides long. RefSeq lists its product as uncharacterized. The transcript has 3 exons. The coding region runs from base 137 to 619 and encodes 160 amino acids. Gene Ontology annotation, biological process: spermatogenesis; sperm DNA condensation. The record is from RefSeq and is a predicted model, not a curated record. Lineage: Eukaryota; Metazoa; Arthropoda; Insecta; Diptera; Drosophilidae.